Apis mellifera (honey bee) is the source of this 3672-nucleotide messenger RNA. It is a transcript of the gene Rep, whose product is annotated as Rab escort protein. Gene Ontology annotation, molecular function: GDP-dissociation inhibitor activity. Lineage: Eukaryota; Metazoa; Arthropoda; Insecta; Hymenoptera; Apidae. Gene Ontology annotation, cellular component: cytosol; nucleus; cytoplasm. The record is from RefSeq and is marked validated. Gene Ontology annotation, biological process: vesicle-mediated transport; small GTPase-mediated signal transduction; intracellular protein transport.
AAGUUCGGAGCGAAAGCGAAACGACGGGAGUGGCCCUUCACUCAAUCUGGAAGCCAUGGAAGACUAUCUACCAAAUGAAUAUGAUGUCGUCGUCGUAGGGACGGGUAUGACGGAAUCUAUUGUCGCAGCAGCUGCAAGUAGAAUCGGUAAAAAGGUCCUUCACCUAGACAGUGAUGAAUAUUAUGGUGGCCUAUGGGCAACAUUUAAUUUUGAUGGUCUACAGAAAUGGAUAGAGGACCUAAAAGUUUCCAAAAAUAAUACUAAAUAUGUAUCUGAAGUAGAUUUAGAAUCUGAAGAAAAGUUUUUAGAAACUAGUAAUGAAUAUUCGACUGUUGAAAAUAUUGAGGAAACUUGGUAUAUUUCAAAUGAUGCUGAUCUACCAGUAGUGUCUUCAAAAGAUACUCAAACAGAUAGUAUUGGAGAUGGUAGUAGUAGUGGUGAUGAAAAAGCAGAUGACGAUAAAGUUGAAAAAAAAGAAAAUGUAAAACAAUGGAGUAUAGAUCGUAUAAGAAAAGAAUACAGGAAGUUUAAUAUUGACUUAGCACCAAAGUUGUUAUUUGCACGAGGUGAAUUAGUUGAGCUUUUAAUCUCCAGUAAUAUUGCUCGCUAUGCGGAAUUUCGCGCAGUAUCCAGAGUAGCUACAUUCAUGGAUGGGAAACUGACACAAGUACCUUGCUCAAGAGCUGAUGUAUUUGCAAAUAAAACUGUUAGUGUUAUUGAGAAAAGAAUGUUAAUGCAACUGCUCACUUCAUGCAUGGAACAAGGAGCUGAUAGUCCAGAAUUCGAUGGAUUUCGUGAUAAAACCUUCUUAGAAUAUUUAAACACAAAAAAUUUAACACCAAUUGUACAACAUUAUGUUGUUCAAGCAAUUGCUAUGGCUACUGAAAAAACUUCCUGUAGAGAUGGUGUGAAUCGCACAAAACAUUUUUUGAAUAGUCUUGGACGAUAUGGAAAUACACCCUUUCUUUGGCCUAUGUAUGGUAGUGGUGAAUUACCUCAAUGUUUUUGCAGAUUAUGUGCAGUAUUUGGAGGAGUUUAUUGUCUAAAGAGACAACUUGAUGGUAUAGUAAUACAUAAAAACAAAUGCAAAGCUAUCAUUAGUGGUAAACAAAGAAUAAGUUUGGAACACUUAGUUGUUGGUCAAGGCCAUUUGCCACCAGAAGUUGUAGCUUCUGAAGGAGAUCAACGAAUAUCACGUGGAAUCUUCAUUACUGACAGGUCAAUUAUGCAAGGUGAAAAGGAAAAUUUGACACUUUUAUAUUAUCCUCCAGAACAACCUGAUCAAGAACCUGUUACAUUGAUUGAAUUGGGACCAUCUACAAAUGCUUGCCCUCAAGGAUUGUUUAUGGUUCAUAUGACAUGUAAACAAACAACAAAUGCAAAAGAAGACUUGGCCUAUGUUGUCAAUAAAUUUUUAAAAGCAGAACCUCUUGAUCCAUUAGCUAUUCGUUCAUCUAUUCAUAGCCAUACACAAACUGUUUCUCCAGAUAAAAGACAUCUCCAGGAAGGUGAUCAAGAUGGCAGAGAAGAAUCUACAGAAAACCCAAAACCUCAAGUUUUAUGGUCAUUAUAUUUAAAUUUACCUGCAAGUGAUAUUAAGUUGAAUGAUUCUACGCCUAGUAAUCUUCAUCUGUGUUCAGGUCCAGAUUUAGAACUUGAUUUCGAUUUUGCUGUUAAUCAGGCGAAGAGCAUCUUUCAAUCUAUGUAUCCUGAUCAAGAUUUCCUUCCUCGUGCACCUGAUCCAGAAGAAAUCGUUCUUGAAGGAGAAGAAACACCAGGACCGAAAUUUGAGGGAGAUACAGAGGCUGAAGAAAAACAGGAUGUCGAGAAACCAGAGAAAGAGGAUUAAAUAAUCUUUUUUCGUCUUUUCAUCUUGAAAACACGAGCCAGCUCCCUUAGCCGCACACCUCUUUCUAUCCAAAGUUACAUGCGCCUUCUUUCGUUUGAAAGUCGAAAAAGCUUUAUUCGAAUAAUUAACGAACAAAUUUUUGCAAAAAAUUAAAUUGUCAAUUAUCUAGAUUGUGAAUAUUUAUGCUAAUUCAUAUUUUUAUGAAUAUAAUUAAAGAAGUGGAACUUAAACAAUUGUUUCAUCCACUAAGUAUUAUAAGAAAUAAUUUACUUUAAAUAUUGUAUAUAUUUUUUUAUAUAUUAUGUGUAUUCUCUACAUCUUUAUAUUUUUAAAUUUUCUAUAAAUGCAUAAAAAUUCGCAAGCUAGUCUUCUAAUUAUGUCUGUAAGUGCUAGAUAUUAUAUGAUGUAAUUUUAUAUAAUUUAAAUAAUUAUUUAAAUUAAAGAAAUUAUUUUAUUUAUUUCAAUAUAAUUAUGUAAAUUUGUUUUACCUAGCACUCUUUGUAAAUGAGAUUGUUUAAAGUAUUUUUAUUUUUUUGAAUAAUAUUUAUUCAAAUAAUUUAAAAUUUGUUCGUAGAUUUUCGAAUAAAAUUUCACUUGAUAGGCGCUCAAGUCUGCGUUACACUCGCUCUUUUAUUAAAUUACGGAUCAAUUGGCCGAAAGCAUUAGUUUUUCUUUCUUCCUUUUCUGGUCACACAAAUUUGUUUUACAAUAUUAAGUUUCGAGGAAGUGAAAUGUAGUUUUAUAAUAAUACAUAAGAGAGAUGUGGAAGAACUCUGAAAUGAAGAAUGAGUAAUAUUUGUAAACUAAUUCUUCAUUAAAUUAUAUUAUAUUUAAUAAUAAUUAAAGAAAUUACAUAUGAAAUUUUAAUAAUUUAUAAAUAUAAUUGAUUUAUAAUUUAAUCGUAAAUAAUAAUAUUGAUAUAAUUUAAUAUCGAUUAUGUUUAUAAGUUAUAAAUUUGUAAAAUAUAAUGAAAAAAAUAAUUAUUUUAAUAAAAAUUUCAUUAAUUUUAUUUUUUCUGGUCACAAAAAUAUAAAAAAAUACAUAAUUCCACGUUUCUCUAUUAUAUCAAUAUAAAAUAAAAGAUAUUCUAAUGUCUUUUAUCAGAUUAUUAAUACGUAUUAUACAUCACAUUAGUAUUUAUUACUCAUUAUAUUGCAUAGCAUAGUUUACUCAUUAUAUAUUGUUAGCGUAAGAACAAAUUUAAACUGCGAAAAUCAAUCGUUCCUCGACUAUUUAUUUAUUUUUUGAAUUAUUUAAUUAUUAUAAUUUGUUUUAAUAAUUACUAUCAUGUAAUUUUUAUUAGAUUUCAAUAUUUUCUCAAUUUUAAUUGUAAUAACUUUUUAUUUGAACAAUAUUACAUCAAUUUUAUAUUAUUAUUAUUAUUACUUUUAUAUACAUACACUAUGAUUUUCUAAAUAAUUUUCAUUAUUAUUUGUUUAUUAAAAUUUAAAUUUAGUUUUCUUAUUUGUUUCAUUAAUUUGAACUUCAUCUAAAUAAUUCAAUCCAAUAUUAAUUUAAAAUAUUUAAUAUUAAUUUUUAUUUAAUUUCUUAUUUUAUAUUUUUUAGAAACUUUUUUUUUAAAUAAUCAUAUUUUUAAUACUUUUAUAAGUUAAUGAAAUAAUGAAAGAAAAGAAGAACUGCUAUCGGCUAGUUCCACCCGUACAUUAUAAAAAUUUUUAGACACAUUGAUCGUAGGGCGGCUUGGAUGUCAGAAGUGAUAAUCUUUUUCUCGCCGUUACUGCUUCGAUGUGCGUGCAUUUAUUUGCAUUUAACUGAUACGCCGUAUUCAGCAUUGAAAUACAGUAAACUGAUACGAACUGAAA